Messenger RNA from Schistocerca cancellata (South American locust), 1137 nucleotides. RefSeq names its product protein lifeguard 3-like. Bases 1 to 1137 code for a protein of 378 amino acids. Gene Ontology annotation, biological process: negative regulation of apoptotic signaling pathway. The transcript is spliced from 7 exons. The record is from RefSeq and is a predicted model, not a curated record. Gene Ontology annotation, cellular component: membrane; endoplasmic reticulum; Golgi apparatus. Lineage: Eukaryota; Metazoa; Arthropoda; Insecta; Orthoptera; Acrididae.
AUGUCUGCCACAGACGCACACAGCGCCGGCGAGUCCAAGAACGCAGCCGACGCCGACACGCAGACGCCGCGGCAGAGCGGCGAGAGCGAGAUCGAGAGCGAGAGCGCAGACGCAGGAGGCGACUCCCGGAACGCCGCCCCCGCGUGCCGACCGCCGCCCCCGACCGCAGCGCCCUCUGCUGGGGACGCGGGCAUCGCGGGGGCGGACAAGCAGCAGGUGGGAGGCGGCUCGGAAGCACCCUCCACCGCCCCCGCCGCCGUGCCUCCUGGCGACCCCGCCAAGAAGGAGAACGACCGUUCCUCCAGCCGGACAUCACAGAGGCCGGCCGCCACCCCGGUCGUAUACGUUCGCGUGCCAGUGGGAGAACAAUACCCACCUCCAGGAUAUUCUCGAGAUGCGGCACCCUACGGAGGAGGGUGGGGCAGCCGUAGGGGUGGUGACGGUGGCGGGGGCGGCGGGGGCCGCUGGCCCACCCUUCGGGACGACGCGGAGUGGGACGACGCGGGUUGGUUCUCUGCGGCGGCGGUGCGGCGCGCCUUCAUCCGCAAGGUGUACUCCGUGCUGUCUCUCCAGCUGGCCCUCACCGUGGGCAUCAUCGCCCUCUUCGUGUUCGAUGUGGGCUUCAUGGUGACGUACCUGGUACUGGUGUGCUGUGGGGACGUACGCAGGCGGCACCCCUGCAACCUCAUCCUCCUCUUCAUCUUCACGCUGUCGUUCGCGUACAUGCUGGGCGUGAUCUCUGCCUUCCACAGCACGUACAUCGUGUUCAUGGCGGCCGCCGUGACCGCCGUCGUGUGCCUGCUCGUCACCCUGGUGGCUACCUUCUCCAAGGUGGACAUCACGGGCUGCGGAGCGCUGCUGUGCGUGCUCGGCAUCGGCGUGCUCAUCUUCGGCGUGGUGCUGGUGCUGGUGUUCCUCAUCUGGGGCCCGAGCAGCCUGCUGCUCGCCGUCUACGCCGGCCUCGUGGGCGUCGUCUUCUCCCUGUACCUGAUGUUCGACACGCAGCUGAUCAUGGGCGGUCGCUACAUGGAGCUGUCCCCGGACGAGUACGUGUACGCGACGCUGAUGCUGUACGUCGACAUCGCCAACAUCUUCUGGGCGAUGCUGACGCUUUUCGGCUACUGCUGCGGCGAAUGA